AUGAGUCUGUUUGCUGUCACCUCAUCACAGCUCAACUACCUGGCAUAUGUCUUCGGGCUGGCCUGUGGCAUCUGCCCGGCUUCAGGCGAGAUUGCUAUUGAUGCACGUUUUUUGGAGUAUUUUGAGGGUGCAGAAGCUAUGCUGUUACUCUCGGGAUUCCCUCCCAGUGCCACCGAAGUCAGCUGGUACCGUGACACCAAAGUCUCUGAGCCAAACCUCAUCUUGAGCCAUCUUCCACCCUCCAAUAUCUGGCAUAAAGGUCCCCGAUUCAGUGGCCGGGAGAAUAUCACAGAGGGCAGCCUGCUCUUCAGCUGGGUCAAAAUCCAUGACACGGGGAACUACACGGUGAAGGUGACCAGCCCAAAUGGGGACCAAACAGCCACAGCCUUGCUGCGCGUCGGAGAGUAUUUCACCACUCCUGUUCUCACAGUCAACACCAGCUCAGCUGUAGAGCUCUUGGAUGUCGUUGGUGCCAGCUGCAACACCAAUGCCACCAAAAUUGAGUGGCACUUGUCAGACAGACCGGUGGUCAGUAACGAUCGAAUGACGCUUUCCCCAGACAACCGGACCCUCGUCAUCCAUAGGAUCAGUCGCUCUGACACAUGGCUUGACUGUGUGGCAUCAAACUCUUUAGACAUGACUAAAAAGGGUUUUGCCAGCCUGUCUGUAGCCUGUGAGUAUUCUGAGGCUGUGGAAGUGAAGGCCGAGAAGACCUGGGGACUGGAGCACUCAGGCGGGCAGAAUGGUCCCGACUCUUUGAGCUUCUUGAGCCAACCUUAUAACUAUGAAGGAGUCGUGACAGCAGACAUAGGCUCUCUGGUGAACAUAGAAUGUAUGUCCUACUCGGUGCCAGCUCCCACGUACCGUUGGACCCACUACAACACGCCCCUGAACGUCUCGGGGCAAAAGGUGACCAUCCGAAAUCUGACCGAGAAGCAGCUGGGCCGAUACCGGUGCACGGUGCAGAACUCCAGGACCCAGAUAACCAUCUACAAGGACGUAUGGAUCAAUAAACCCCGGUAUGUUCCUGAUACUAAAGUUUUACAUCUCGGGAAGCCUGUGGUGGUGGUGCUCAUUAUGUUGGCUGUCCUGGGUGGCCUCUCACUCUGUGGAAUGCUGAUCUUCAUCCUGAUUGGCCAAUGCUCCAACAGAGCCAGCGCGCAGAUUCACGACAUUGCGCACGCGCCGAUUCACGCGAGCGUCGACUGCGCAUAUGCAGAUCACCAACCGCACUACGAAGGGUAA
Messenger RNA from Suncus etruscus (white-toothed pygmy shrew), 1245 nucleotides. It is a transcript of the gene CEACAM18, whose product is annotated as CEA cell adhesion molecule 18. NCBI's taxonomy places the organism in Eukaryota, Metazoa, Chordata, Mammalia, Eulipotyphla, Soricidae. Bases 1 to 1245 code for a protein of 414 amino acids. The record is from RefSeq and is a predicted model, not a curated record. The transcript has 7 exons.